Molecule: messenger RNA, 564 nt
Organism: Saxophila tyrrhenica
Lineage: Eukaryota; Fungi; Ascomycota; Dothideomycetes; Mycosphaerellales; Extremaceae
Exons: 3
Coding region: 1-564 (187 amino acids)
Source: RefSeq, a predicted model, not a curated record
AUGGCGUCGAACCCAAACACAGCACCACCAGCUGGUAAGCCCAGUUCGCGCAUGCUGGAAGGUCUGAGGAGGAUUGCACAAGACCAAGAUCAACUAGCAGCGAUAGCGGCGCGGGCAGAUGCCUCUGAGUGGUUCGACCGCCAUUCCCCUGGCACUCGCAAGGCGCGCGCACUCACCCGCAAGAAUUUCGAGGCAUGCAUCAAGCAAGUCUUCGGCAAGGAAACUGUGGAAGAAAUCUGGAACCAAGAGACCUUCAUCGACUACACGAAGCAGUUUCUCGACGUCAUGAACAUUCUCAGUCCGGGCGGAAAAGUCGGCAAGAAACCAAAGGCGGGUGUCCUCUGGGCGCACAUGGCAUCACUUAAGUGGUGGGCUGUCCGCUUCAUCGGGAACUUCGGGGCCAUAUAUCCUACGUGGCAAUCCAAAGUUACUUCUCACAUACACCUUGUCGCUCGUACCCACGAUCUGGAGAAAGGCUUCCAUGCGAAAAACAAUCUGACCGACACCGAGCUUCUGCUGUUCUACCGGCAACUCAUCACCCUUCACCAAGGCGUCGAUGACUAG